AUGGACAAGUACAACUCCCAAUGGGUCUCGUUCCAUAUUCGAGACCACCUCAAGAACGAGGUUACUGUCCAGAACACCGUCAUUGAAGGCGGUGACUUCUGGGACCCAAAUAACCGCCGUCGAUCGAUGAGCGAGGAAGAAAUCGAUGAGCUCACCAUCAAAUCUGAUGGUGUUGGCGAAAUCAAUGCCAGUAGCCGUCGUGGUAGCGAGGGUCGACUGGACCUUUUUCAUGGAGCUGAAAAGAUCUGUGAGCUCCACUGGGAGAAUAGAGGUGGAGAGUAUGUCAAUCUUGUCGAGACGAUUGACAGCAGUGACAAGUAUAGAGUCGAGUAUGGGGGAUGGAGCUCCGGGGAGGGUCCCUUGGGUCAUGUUUAUGUGGAUAUCACGGAAUCGAAGAAACAGCGCUAG
Penicillium angulare is the source of this 408-nucleotide messenger RNA. RefSeq names its product aegerolysin family protein. The transcript is spliced from 2 exons. The coding region runs from base 1 to 408 and encodes 135 amino acids. NCBI's taxonomy places the organism in Eukaryota, Fungi, Ascomycota, Eurotiomycetes, Eurotiales, Aspergillaceae. Gene Ontology annotation, biological process: symbiont-mediated hemolysis of host erythrocyte. The record is from RefSeq and is a predicted model, not a curated record.